Xiphias gladius (swordfish) is the source of this 6822-nucleotide messenger RNA. RefSeq names its product centrosomal protein 295 (gene cep295). The coding region runs from base 250 to 6024 and encodes 1924 amino acids. Gene Ontology annotation, biological process: regulation of centriole replication. Gene Ontology annotation, cellular component: cytosol; centriole; centrosome. The record is from RefSeq and is a predicted model, not a curated record. NCBI's taxonomy places the organism in Eukaryota, Metazoa, Chordata, Actinopteri, Istiophoriformes, Xiphiidae. The transcript is spliced from 30 exons.
ACCACCGGAUAUGACGUUAAGGAAAAAUGCGUUCAGUUGCUUUUUCGGUUGGAUUUCAGGUGAUAAACAAAAAGUUCUGGGGUUUAUUUAGUCUCUUUCAGGCAUUUUAUUUGGCAUUUUUAUGAUUAAUUUGCAUUUGUUUCACCGUUUUAAAUGUCUCCUAAGUAUGUCCGUCUAAGAUGUGACGGUAGCGUUUAACGUAGCUGCUACCUGACGUUUGGGAAAUGUCCGCCGUCAUAAUCAGAGAAAAUGAAGAGAAAAUUGACCAAAAUAAGACCGAGCCCUAACGAAGAAGCUCGAAUAAUAAGAGAGGAGUAUGAAAGGAGGAGAAAACUGCGCAUGCAGCAGGUGCGGGAUCAGCAGCGGCACUUUGCACAGCAGAUCCGCCAGGCGGUUGAGCAGAGGCGGCAGCAUGAGCUGGAGCAGUUGGGGGAGCAGCUGAGGCAGGACUGGGAGCGACAGCGGAGGGAGAAACUUGACACACUGCAGAGGUUAUACCAGGAGAGCCUCCAUCUUCUCGGUCAGGGACACAGGGGUGCAAAAGAAAACGAACCCGACUCGGCAGCCAUAGCUCAGAGGGAGGAAGAAAAUCAAGCCAAAGCAGAGGAGCGUUAUCAAGAAGCCCUGAAGGAGCUGAAAUCACAGAGGCUUAAAGACCAUGAGAGGCAAAGCCGAUCCAUCAAUGCCAGGAAAAAGGCUCUACAGGCAGAAAAGGAAAGAGCGGCAAAAGUGGCCAGCCUCCCACCGCCUCCCCCUAACCCCAUUCAGAACAUCAAUUUGAAGAAGCCACAUGUAGUAAAGAAAUCUGAUGUGAGUGCCUUCGCUGACACACAUUACCACAUGCCUGAGAGCACAGUGGACAGAGAGGUGGACACACAGCAGUUUAAUGCCCACGAAGAAGCUGAGCUGGAGGUGAGGAGACUGCAGGACUUACAGAGGGAGGAAAAGAGGAAAAGAGAGGAGCAGCUUGAAAAGGCUCGUCACAGAGGGAAGCAGGCUCUGAAGAGGGACCAGCUUGUGCAGGAUCGUGAGCGCUUACUUGUUGAACUGGAGCACAUGCAGCAGACUGACCUGCUGAGGAGGCGACAGCAGGUGUCACAGAUGCCUCCUCAGAUCUUCCAGCCUCUCUAUAAGAGGCAGGAGACGAGGGAGGACUUCCAGAGGGAGAUGGAGUUUGCCUUUGAGGACGUAUAUACCGGAGAGAGGAGGGUUAAAGGUGACCUGGUGGUCCAGCCGCUACCCGAACCUCUCCCAGCUCUGUCCACAGGCAGCCAAGACCAAGAGCUGGACAUCACACUGGAUGAAAUCACCACACCGGGAACAGAAAGCACACAACAUGACGCUGAGCAAGAAGCCGCAAGCACUGAGCAAGGAACAUGUGCUGAAGUGGAACGCUCCAAACCUGCUCGUAGACAGGCGUUGAAGAAACUCCUGGAUCGUAUCAGGAGCCAGAGGAACCAGUGGACUGACCACAACGGUCGUGUCCCUGCAGCCGAUUCUCCGACGAUCAUCACCGAUCAGAUCCCAGAGCGGGACACGACCAUUGAGACCGGCUCUAUGACCAGCGAGGAGAAGGACAAAACGCCCUCCAGCGAGCUCUCUGAGCCAGCCAUCGCACCACCAGCAAUGGAGACAACGGCACAGUCAACUGCAGCAGAUACUCUACUUCCUGAUGUAGUCGUAAACAGAAUCCAGGAAUUCGAAGAAGAACGAAAGAAAAGGGAAGAGGAGCUUGAGAGGGAGAAGCAGCAGCAGGUGGUUCUGCUGCAGGAGCUGGAAGAGGAGAAGGCCAAACUGGAGCAGAUGCUGCUUGAGGCUCAGCAGGAGAAAGAACAUCUGAAUUCUGCCGUGACCCAGGAAGUGCCUAUUAACCAACCAGACGUACCUGUCCAUAAUUGGGACGUCACCUCUGUCACCCCUGGUCUAGCUCCGCAGCUGGAGCCCCCUGCAGGUGAAGAUGACCACACCAGAAGGCUUAGAGAAUACCAACAACGGCUGCUGGAACAAAACAGAAUUCACCAGAGUUCACUGGAAGUGGCUCACCAGCGCCUGGAGGAAUACCAGCGAGCUCUACGAAUUCGUUACAACAUGACCUCCAAAUCGUUGCUGCCCGCUGUCAUGCCUCCAGGCCUCAGUCGCCCACCUCUGCACGGUAGUCGGUCUGUGCAUCUUCCAAUUCAUCUACAACUCCCUCAAACUCCUGCAGUGCCUCCAUACAUCCAAAAUAAGCCACAAACCUCUGUGGAAGUUCCCACAAGAGACUCUGACACGCUGGCUUCACGUCCCCAACCUCCCCAUUUUCCUGGCUCCAGUUUGAGCUUUUGCUCCAAGUUGGUGCCAGAUGAAGCAGAAUCUAGUUCGAACGGUUCCAGGAAGCAGAGACCAGACGUGACUGCCUGGCUGACUGAUAACAUAAUGGAGAGAGUAACAGAGCACCUUCCGGAGAGAGUGAGACCCCCCUCGCUCACCACAGAGCAACUGCCUAACAAACUGUUCACAACACAUCACUCAACCACCAUCCCACUCCAGCCAACCUCUGAUCCCAUCCAAGCCAUUAGCCCGAGCAUCACAGAUGGUGCACCUCUGGUUCCGGGCCAUGCAGCAGUUAAGCCUGGGGUCUUUCCACAUGGCUCCCUGCAGAUGGGGUCCCUGAUCUCCAGAGGGGACGACAUGGAGAGGCAGAGGCGAGAGCUGCAGGAGGUCCAGAGACGGGUGCGGAAGCAGUGGAAGGCAGUGGUGCUGCAGCAGAGGCAGCAAGAAGAGGACAGGCAGAGACAGGAAGAGCAGCGACAUAGACAGGAAGUGGAGAUGGAGAAGAUGAGGCGGCAAAAGGAGACGCUGAGGGCUCUGAUUCACACUGAUGCACAACCAUUUCCAGAAGCUGGUGGUGAAGUGUUGAUAUCAGAGAACAUCGGUCAGGCUCGCCUCAGAUUACUUGCGUCCCUACUGAGAGCUAUAGAGACGGCUAAUGGAGGAUCUUUAUCACAUCUAGAAGACCCUCAGGAGAAAGAUGGCUCCCCUCAACAACCGCCAUCUAGCAGUGGCGAGGCUGAUCCCAUCGCUCAGACCAAUGUUCCUGCUGGACCUGCCUCAGCAUCAGUCCUUCCCUCGGGACUUCUCCCUCCACGUCCUCGAGCAGCGAAGCCCCCGGUGACCCGCGUCAGGCUGGGAAUCAUGGAGAUGAUGACUGAACAACAUGAGCUCAGUGCUAUUCAAGAGGUCGAGACGCCAGUCAACACCAGCCAAGUCACAGGCCUGGAGGAUAGCGUGAAGGUGCCAUCACACACUGUCGACUGGGAUCCGCAGGAGGAAUCAGAGUCGUCUGUGGCCUCUGACAGGACUCUGCAGACACCCUCUGUGUCCAGCAGUGGGAAGCGGACUGCUGAGAGACUAACUGGCUCUAGGACAAGCUCAAGGAGAUCCAGCAGUCUCAUUUGGAGAGAGAGACUGCUGAUAGGGGCAGGAACAUCUCCAGAAUCUUCAGAUUCUGAUUCAGUCCUGAGAAUAAUCUCACCGCUUUCCUCUGACUCUGGGAGAGGAGCCGACUACUCUGGUCCUGCAAUCACAAGCUACAGAUCCCCCACAGAGUCUACCCAUAGGCCUCCUGACUCUGACUGCCUCUCGUCCACCACCAUCUCCACCGGCAGCUACAUCACCACUGACCCUGAGCAAAACGUAGACACUGAUAAAUUCCCGCCUGUCAGACAUAGUUUGGAACGACGACGAGGAGCAGCUUUACUCAGUGUCUCCUCUCCAUCCGGUCAAAGCUCCUGUAUUAAGGACAGCUCGGCUGCAGGCCGGCCUGGUGUGGCUGUAGACUCUCUGUUUAAUGAUAGCAGCAUCCAGCGAAUUAUAGACAGAUACACAAGGGAACUUAACAUCUCCCUCAGCACUGCUGGGAGAACCACAGACAGUGAAGGCUCAUAUGUGGAGGAACCUGGAUCUUCACUUUCACAGCAGUCUUUGGCUCAAGCCUCAGAGAGGAGAGUGGAGGAUGAAGGUUCUACAGGUCGUCGGUCUCUUCCCUCAGACACAGCAGGGACACAGACAAGUGGCAUGGUAUGGGACAACACAGUCAAGCCAAUCUUGGAGCACUUCCCAGCUGAGGACCCGGAGCAGGACUCUUUCAGGCCUCUGAUUGGCCAGCUCACAGACCAGUCAUCCUGUCUUGCCACUGACCAGAGGGACUUAGCCAUGGAGCAGCUGGUCGGUCAACCAUCGGCUCACUCUUCCAUGAUUGGUCAGCUUCCAGGUCUGGCGGCUUCGGUUAGCUCGGAUCAAGGUGGAUGGAAUUCCACUCUGAGUCGGAUGAUUGGUCGACUCUCCCAUCAGUCCAGCUCUUGUUGGCUGAGUGGUGGGCAGGACUUUUAUGCAGGUCAGCUGAUGGGUCAGAUGGCGCCGGAGCAGUCCACCACAUGGUUGGAUGAAUGUCAGGAGGAGAGCCGGAUGAGACCGCUGGUUGGGGAGCUGGAUAAUGAUCAGGACAGUGGAGACUCAAGUAGAAGAAGGGUCUCAUGGGGUGAAAGUACCAACGUGGAUCCUGGUCUCUCCAGAGAAGCCAGUUUGCCGUCGUACCCAGAGCUGCCUCCUGAAGUUUCGUCACACAGUGCUGCCGUCCCAGGUCUACGUCCCCAUCCAGAAGACCAGAUACUGCAGAAGCAAACCAGUCCAAUGGACCUGGGCCCAGAGAGGAAUGAAGUUUUUCCAGGCUCAGACUCAUUCCACCCGCUACUGGCUGAAGUCACCCACAACGAAACAGCCGACGCCUCCACGACCUUUCACCUGCUCGAACACAAAGUGCCGAACUCCCCUGAGGGACAGCCAGCCAGUGGGGAACGCAACGUUUCCGCACCUUCGGAAGAAUCUGAAACCCAAACUGAUCCUUCUGUUGAGUUUGAACAGUCACCAGAGCGCUUUCGAACAGAGAAGCCUGCCUUACAUGAAUCCUACCAGCGCCAGCCCCAUGAAUCUGUCCUCAUGUUGGAAGACACCAUGAGGACAGAUGUGGAGCUAACAGCUCUUAGUCUGUCAAAUUUAACCAUGCGUGAUGAUGCACCUGCUCCGGGCAUGCCGCAGCUGGUGGAAGGGGCUUUAGAAAGGAACCGUGUUUCUGAAAGACCUCGAGAUUCAGUCGCAUCCAGUGACCUCUGGGCCCAAGAACUGAAGUCUGAGCAUGUCUCAAACCUGAGGAAUGAUGUUCCUGUCUCAGAUAAGAUAUUGGAAGCGGCCAGUGAGAAGGGGAUCCUGGAGCAGUCGGACAUAACACUAGUGAGCCUGACAGACACCACACUGCAGGACCAAGAGACAACCAUUGCUGAUGAAGAGGGAAUUUGGGAAGACAAACAUUCAAAUGGGGUGAGGGAGGAAGGACAGAGAGGCCAAGAGACAGAGGGGUCAGAGUCCACGUUGUUACCGGAGGAGAUGCUAAAGGACAAGCACCAAACGCAUCCAGUGAAGUUAUUGGAGUUUCAUUGGGGUCCUAGCGAAGGCCUGCAGGGGGUCAACCAACAGAGGCGCAGAGCUCUGCUCCAGAGAUCCUCCCACAGGGUGGAUGACAUCAAGGCCAAAUGGGCUGCCGCCAAGAUUCAACCUGAGAUCCAAGCUCCCUCUGAAGCCAGAGAGCAGUCGAAAGCUGAGGAAUCUCAUCCAGUCUCCUCUAAGGCAAAGUCUCAAUCAGAACCUCAACAUAAGACUAACAAGUCAAAGGCUGGACAGGCGGAGCAGAAGCAAACUGCUGAGAAAUCUGGCUUCGUCAAGCAGAAGAAGCCUCAGCUUCCCCCUCCAGUGAGCGAUUCCAGGCUGAAAAAGGUGGACGAGGUGAAGAUCUACACACCAGAGCAAAGGAAAUCGGAGGUUUCCGAGAUGCACCGAAGAACUCAGAGACUGUAUGAGCAGCUGGAGGAGGUAACUCAUCAGAAAACCAUCAGAAGCAGACAAGAAGCUUACGCUAAAAACAGACUGAGGGCCAAGGAGUUCCACAAGAAAACCUUACAGAAGCUUCAUGCCAAGCAGAAUUUGCAGUGACUGACUCUGAAUGCGUUCCAGUUCUACUUUGGUUUUAAAGAUGUCUGUUGUUUGCAGACUCUUUGGUUUAGUAAAAUGGUCGGUUUACCUGCGGCUGCCGAUGACUUUAGGAAGCCUCUGGAGCGUCCCGACGUCUGCUGCAAGGCCAAUAUCCACUUCCUGUGAAGCCAGACAGAAGGACGGACACUGAGACUGUGGUAACGUCAUCACCAAGUGUCACAACAGACAGCACCAGACAUCACCUACCUGAAGGAGCCUGCUAUUGGUUUAGAAAUUAAAAUGUUGCAUCCUUGUUUUUAUUUUUACAUUCUUAAAAGCAUUAUUUUCUGAUUGUUGUUUAUUUUCCUAUUAUUAAACACAGAUGUGAAUGAUGAUGACGAUGGCUGAUAGUUUUCAUUCCAGUAUUUGUUUUGUAUGGAGCAACGAAACUUAACAAACCUCAUCAGUCAAGUCACAAAUACAACUGAAUACGUCAACAGAAGAUAAAUAUAUAACAGAUACUGUUUGUUAAAUAAUUAGAAUGGAGUUAAAAAUGAAUAUGAAUCUGUUGAUAAAGUUAGUUCAAACUUGUUUUACUCUUUAUCUUUCACCAACUCAUUUUUAUUUUUCAGCGCCCUAGUUUUUUCUUUAUUUAGGUCUUGACCAUUUUCCCCGAGUAACAUUUCCAAAGCCAUGAGAACUGGACGGACGUGGUCUUACCUUGACCUGGAACCAGGCGUCCUGGGUACACAGGCGGAUGUCGCAGGCUGUGAUCAGGUCGACACCUGCCACAGUGAACACAACAGCGUGUAAACUCUG